Messenger RNA from Engraulis encrasicolus (European anchovy), 2436 nucleotides. RefSeq names its product protocadherin gamma-A12-like. Gene Ontology annotation, cellular component: plasma membrane. The transcript has 2 exons. Gene Ontology annotation, biological process: homophilic cell-cell adhesion. Gene Ontology annotation, molecular function: calcium ion binding. Lineage: Eukaryota; Metazoa; Chordata; Actinopteri; Clupeiformes; Engraulidae. Bases 1 to 2436 code for a protein of 811 amino acids. The record is from RefSeq and is a predicted model, not a curated record.
AUGAAUAACUACAGUGGAAUCCUUUAUCUGCGUGCGGUUUUCUGGGCCGCGUUUGUGGCUUUGUUUGCUCGCACUUGUAAUGGCGACAUCAGCUACUCCGUACCGGAGGAAAUGCAGAAGGGAAUGGUGCUUGGCAAUGUUGCUAAGGAUUUGGGACUCAGUGCUAAAACGAUAUUGGAUCGGAAAGCACGGAUAGACGUAGAGGGCAACGGCAGGCGUUUCUGUGAGCUACGAGGAGGAGAAUUGGUCAUUGCAGAAAUAAUUGACCGUGAAAAGCUUUGCGGAUCCAAGACAUCGUGUUCGUUAAAUUAUGAAUUGGUUUUGGAAAAUCCUUUGGAAUUACACCAGAUUAAACUUCAGAUUGAGGAUAUAAACGACAACUCGCCUCGUUUUCCUAAAAAUGAUAUUAAACUGGAAAUAAGGGAAUCUGCCGACAAAGGCGCACGUUUCCGUUUGGAUGAAGCGCACGACCCCGACAUUGGACGAAACGGAAUACAGAGCUACUCUCUGGAGAAGAACGACUAUUUCAGCCUUGCAGUGAAUUCGCAUGCAAAUGGUCGAAAAUACAGUGAAUUGGUUUUAGAUAAAGAACUUGAUCGGGAAGUGCAGAAAGAGGUGACGUUAUUGCUCACUGCUAGUGAUGGAGGCUCUCCACAAAGGUCUGGUACUGCAGUUAUACAGGUUACUGUACUUGAUGCAAAUGAUAAUCUUCCAGUAUUCAGUGAGAAUAUCUAUAAAGCCAGUAUACCUGAAAACUCUCCUUCAGGUACGGUAAUUUUGACAGUAAGCGCUAUAGACGCAGACGAAGGCGCAAAUGGCGAGGUCACGUACGCUUUUACGCACAUAUCUGAUGACGAGCUCAGGCAAUUCUCUAUCGAUACAAACACAGGGGAGGUCAAAGUGAUAGGAAUAAUUGACUAUGAGGACAAGACCGAGUAUGAAUUUUGGGUUCAGGCUAAAGAUGGAGCAGGACUGGCCUCUGAUGCUAAAGUUGAGAUCGAAAUUACAGACGUGAAUGACAACGCACCUGUGAUACAUAUUAAAUCACUUAAUGUGCCAAUUCCAGAAAAUGUAGCUCUAGGCACAGAGGUGGGAAUAAUUAAUGUUCAAGAUAAAGAUACUGGAGGAAAUAGACAGGUGCGGUGCUCCAUUCAACAGAAUGUCCCAUUUAAAUUAAAUCCAUCUAUUAAGAAUUAUUACACAUUGGUUACAACUAAUGAAUUAGACCGUGAGCUUGUAGGUGAAUAUAAUGUUACAAUUACAGCUACUGAUGAGGGAAGUCCUCCACUUUCUUCAUCCAAGACAAUACACCUGUCAGUGUCAGAUGUGAAUGACAAUCCCCCUGUGUUUGAGGAGCAGUCGUACAGUGCAUAUGUGUCUGAGAAUAACAAGCCUGGCUCCUCUGUGUGUUCUGUUAGUGCCAGAGACCCAGACUGGAGACAGAAUGGCACAGUCUUCUACUCUCUGUUGCUCAGUGAGGUCAAUGGUGUUGCACUCUCCUCAUAUUUAUCCAUUAAUGGAGACACAGGGGUGAUCCAUGCUGUGAGGGCCUUUGACUAUGAGCAGUUCAGAAGCUUCAAAGUUCAGGUUGUAGCCAGAGACAAUGGUUCUCCUCCACUCAGCAGCAACGUGACUGUGAGUGUGUUCAUAACAGAUGAGAAUGAUAACUCUCCUCAGAUAUUAUACCCUACUCCAGAAGGAAACGCCUUCAUGACUGAGAUGGUUCCUAAAGCUGCUCUUUCUGGCUCGCUGCUGUCCAAAGUGAUUGCUGUUGAUGCUGACUCUGGACAGAACGCAUGGCUGUCAUAUCAGAUCGUCAAGUCGACUGAUCCGGGACUUUUCACUAUUGGUGUCCACAGUGGAGAGAUCAGGGCUCAGAGGGACAUUUCUGAAUCUGACAGCAUGAAGCAGAACCUUGUGAUCUCAGUGAAAGAUAACGGACAGCCCUCUCUCUCUACAACCUGUGCCGUAUACUUAGUCAUCUCAGAUAACUUGGCUGAAGUUCCUGAACUCAAAGACAUGUCUUAUGAGGAGAACAACUCUAAACUCACAUCUUAUCUGAUCAUUGCUCUGGUGUCUGUGUCCACAUUUUUCCUGACUUUCAUCAUCCUGAUCAUUGCUGUGAGGUUGUGUCACAGGAGGAAGCCCAGACUGUUGUUUGAUGGAGCAGUAGCCAUUCCCAGUGCAUAUUUACCUCCCAACUAUGCAGAUGUUGAUGGAACUGGAACUCUCCGUAGCACUUACAACUAUGAUGCCUACAUGACAACAGGCUCACGCACAAGUGACUUCAAGUUUGUCACCUCUUACAAUGACAACACUCUGCCUUCUGCUACCACUCUGAAGAGGAGCCCAGGUGACAACAGUGAAUGCCUCAACUUCACUUCUCUCGACUUCACUGACAGCGCAUCCAAAUGCUCCACUCUGGUAAAUACUUGA